GUAACAACGGGUAAGUGACAGCGGACCAUACGAACCGCCUCAAUAAAUCGGCAACGCGGUGAUGGUUUUUACCACUUCAGAGUGGAUCCAGUUUUUCAAGGAUGCUGGGAUUCCUCCUGGUCUGGCUGUGAACUACGCCCUGUCGUUUGUGGAUAACAGGAUCCAGAAGACCAUGCUGAUGGAUCUCAGUAAGGAGAUCAUGAUGGACUUGGGCAUCACUGUCAUCGGUGACAUCAUUGCCAUCCUCAAGCACGCGAAGCAAGUUUACAGACAGGACAUGUGUAAGAUGGCCACAGAGGCCAUAACGUCGGGACAGACUAGCGUUCAGGCUGAGUUGAGGAGAACUGCCAACACACCCGCCACACGAAUGAUCGCCAAUGCAUUGAGCAGGGAGUCCCCCCCAAGCACUCCGGUCCGUCGCCCAGACAACUGCCUCUCUGUGACAGUGUCGAACAAGCAGGCGGCCAAGAGCAACAAAGCAGUGCUGAGCCGGACGGCGGAUGAGGGCAGCGGCGUCCCGGUGAAGCGGAGGCGUGUGACGGCGGAAAUCGAGGGGAAGUACAUCAUCAACAUGCCCAAGGGGACAACGGCGCGGACCCGCCGUAUCCUGGAGCAGCAGGCCAAGAGAGAGAAGGCAUUGAAACGUACCUCAGUGUUUGAGAGGCUUGGAGCCGAGACCAAAGCGGACACUACCACCGGGAGCAAGCCGACGGGAGUCUUCAGCCGUUUGGGCGAAGGUGACGCAGAGGAGGAUGACGAGACGUCAGCGAAGGUGAUAAAAGGGGAGGAGGCGGGGAGCGACGGGGAGGACUCCGUGUUGCAGUAUGCCGGCGUCCUUAAGCGGCCCCCAGCCUCGCAAAAAAAAGGCCCCGCCCCCUCAAGCCAGCUGCCCCCCAGGCUGCUGGGCAAGAAGGUCCCCAUCACUCUGCGCCGGCUAGGCAAGAAUCAAAUCAAAUCAAAGCCGCCCGCCGCCCCAUCCGCCCCCGCUCCCCCCACCAACCCCCCUGCCCCCUCCACCAAUCGCACCCCUGCCCGCAAACCCAGCAUCCUGAAGAGACUCGGCAAAGUGCCCCCAGCGCACGGCUCUGCCAAGGCCGUGGGUGCCCCGCCGGCCGCCCCCCCACAGCCCUCGGACACGCAGGACAGUCGCAUCACCAGCACCAAAACCAAGGGCGGCUUGGGCCUCAUGCUGGCCAGCUCUAAGGUUAGCAGCAGCACUGGUGCGCUGGACUGCCAGGGCGCCCAGAUGGACCACGCCGGGACGGUCAGCGUCUUUAAGAGGCUGGGCAUAAAGAGGACCUAAAACACGCCUGACCAAUGGCACAGGGCCUCCGUUUUAUCCCCUAAACUCCUAACAGUCUCAGUACACGAUUCUGAUUGAAGAGAAGCAGCCAUAGCAGAGACAUGAGGAGACACAGUUUACGUUUCAGCUCAUAAGCUUAUGACUACUGUGGUAUUUCUGAAAAAAUAAAGAGUUUUGCUGUUAGGAUCGUCAGCGCAAGCUGACACCGGCUGCUUGAGGCGUCCCGACACUCCGGCGAUGAAGGGGCAGCUCGAUCCAGGCCCUCUUCACUCGAUCUGGGCCCUGCAGGAAUGAACUUUCCCUUUUAAUUACCUCAUUUCCUGUCAUUUUAUUUUUGGCUAUUUCGUUUAUCAUCGAUUUUAAUUAUUUUAUUUUUUUUACACCUAAACCAUUGCCUUAUUCAUGGUAGUUUUUUUUUAAGAAUAUUUGGGGCAUGGUGCAGACAAUGCUGGAAUUUCAUGGUUCCGCACAGUCACAAAUGUAGGCGAUUUAAGCCUAAUUGGGUUUAUUCAUAAACGUCGUAUUAACCCACGUGAAGCGAAAUAGUUGCAACAGUAACGUAAGAGUGGCAGGCAGGAAAGUUCCCCACGGGGGCUUUGCCAGCUAACGGGUUUGCAUCAGUGGCUCUGCUUCAUGCCCUUGUUGCUCCCUGUUGACAGGCAAAUUAUCGGGCAGCUAUUUUUUAAAUUUCAUUUUAUUACCUUCAUCUUCUCUGCAGCUGAACAAUGUUCUUCCCAAGUUGCCAGAUGGCCGUUUUGUUCAGUGGGGAAUUUAACCGAUAUGUAGUGUUAAUCACCCAGAGAACACCAGGCAAAUCGGUCAAGUGAUGAAUCCAUCCGCCUGUCGACUCGAUUUCAUGGCAUCACACGAAUGGCAUUUAUAUGUACAUGUGUAUUUUUUCCCCUUUUGUUGCCAACUUAACCAGCAUCAGCUUAAAGUUGAAUGAGCUUCAAAUGAAUCAAUACACUUCGUUCCUGAGGUGGCUGUAGAUUUUGCGCAAUUUAAGCCAAUUUUUCUAUGCGUGUUAUAACAUGCAUUGUAACUUAAUUAGGCCUAUGUAAAGUAAUUAGCCAUUAUACAUUUUAUUUUGAUGUGACACUGUAACUGUGUUAUUUUUAAUAUGUAAUGGAACUGGUUACUAGUUUCUUUGUCAUGCCGAAAUGCUCCUGAGAUGAUAAAAAAAAGGUUUAAAAUCA
Messenger RNA from Paramormyrops kingsleyae, 2499 nucleotides. RefSeq names its product chromosome 17 C19orf47 homolog (gene c17h19orf47). Gene Ontology annotation, cellular component: nucleus. The record is from RefSeq and is a predicted model, not a curated record. NCBI's taxonomy places the organism in Eukaryota, Metazoa, Chordata, Actinopteri, Osteoglossiformes, Mormyridae.